Molecule: messenger RNA, 3166 nt
Organism: Cuscuta campestris
Lineage: Eukaryota; Viridiplantae; Streptophyta; Magnoliopsida; Solanales; Convolvulaceae
Source: the annotation of a GenBank genome assembly
UAAGCAAACAUAUUGGAUAUGUUGCUGGAUUGACCCGCUCUGAGAAUAAUAUAUGGGUUUAGGUUAAAGUGUUAAUAUUAUUCUCAUUCGACCAUUAGUAUAACAAUCCUUCGACUUGAAGUCAUUACAUUCUUUGAAAUUUCAUUUGGUAUCAGAGCCUGCAUAGCUUAAUUUACUAGCUAUCGAUCAUAUCAUGGGAGACAUGGAAGAAGGAGCAAAUGUUCAGAGACCACCUUUACUGCGUGGACACAACUACAAUUUCUGGAAGGGUAGGAUGAGGGCUUUUCUCAAAUCUCUUGGAGUAGAUUCUACUCAGUACACGCUCAUCUCAAACUGCGACAAUGCCAAGGAAGCUUGGGAUAUUCUUGAAGUCACACAUGAAGGAGAUGAGGAAGUGAAGACUGCAAAAUAUCAGAUCCUGAUGACUCAAUAUGAAAAUCUGCGCAUGGACGAGAAGGAAAAAAUCACUGAAUUUCAUGGGAGAGUUAGAGAUAUUGCAAACCAGGCUGCACGACUAAAUGAACCCAUUCUAGAAAAUAAGUUGGUUCUCAAGGUGCUGAGAUCACUUCCAAAAGAUUAUGAGAUGGAUGUCAAGGCCAUUCGACGUUCCCACAACAUCAAAAACAUGACUCUUGACGCUCUUAUGGGAAUACUGGAAUCAAUUGAACUGGACAUGAAAUUCAAGAAGCAGUGGAUUCAAAAGAGAUCAAAUCCAAGACAUGAAGGCACCUCUAAGGGACUUCCAUCAAAAAAUGCUAAGUAUAAAGAAACCAGAUACACAGAAAGCCCUAACUAUAUGAAGAAAAAGGGGCCACAGUGCUUUGAAUGUGGCGGAUAUGGCCACAUCCAGUCUGAGUGUGCAAACAAUCUAAAAAAGAAGAGACAAGCUUUCAAGGCAACUUGGAGUGAUGAUGAAACUGAAGAUCAGAGUGAUUGUGAAGAAUCUAACUGUGCAUUUAGUGCAAGUGUUGAUCUAGGUGACGAAGUGAGUCUUGAAGAACAACUCCAGGACCUGCAAGAAAAAUGGUCAGAACUCCUGAUGGUAAACAAAAGGAAUGUCACAGACAAAAACAGACUGAUUUCAGAAGUUGAUGUUUUGAAGGAGAGAAUUGAAGGACUCAUCAGGAAAAUUGGAGAACUUGAAGGAGAAAAAUCUGAUCUGUUAUUCGAAAUAAACCAACUGAAGUCCUAUCAAAAGUGGAUCAAAGUUGCAGGAGCAGAGGUGCUAGAUCAUCACUCAACUAUGGCUAAGCCUCCUGGAGAUAUGACAUGUAUUGGAUACACAGAAAAAGGAAAGAUGCCUAAAUCACUUGAAGUCAAGUUUGUUAAAGCUUCCGAAGGAAAACCCUCACUCAAAAGGGAACUCUGGGCAAAACAUUGCUGGACGCGUCUACUGGCUGCAAACAACGCACAACAAACCAAUGCUCAUCCUGAAACACAGGCAGCAGAUGUAGACGAAGAACAUCUCCUACAACCCAAUCUGGAAGGAUCAAACAUGGAGCAACCAGAUUCAAGAUCUGUAGAUGCUGAAGUCAAAAAUGUAACAGAAGAUGAUGUGAUUCUACAUCCUGUAGCCACAAUCCCAGAAACCCUCUACUUAGAGUACACAGUCACUAAUCAAGAAGAAAACAUGCAGAGCAAAAAGAAGGAAGAUUUGUGGUCAGAGAAGGAAAAACCAGAAAUUGUGGAUAAAGAACCUUUAAUAGCAUGCUCAGAUGUGCCAUUUGAAGGAGUGCAAUUCACAACUCUAGAAUCCAAGAUACCAAUGGCGAAAUGCACUGGAUCUAGAUGGUCGCUGCGUCAAAAGGCGAAAGAAGAUCAAGAAUCAGAAGGGUUUGAAGAAAUUCAACCAAGAGAAGUUCCAAAGAAGGGGUUAAAGCGAAAGGAGAAAGCAGGAGAUGAUCAAGAGGAGAGUUUAAAGAAGCAGAAAACAUCAUCUCCCCCAGCAAAACUCACAACCGGAAGUCAGAGCAACCGAAGGAAAGAUGCAAAAACCAAAAAGUCACCCAAACCAGGGAAGUUUUCUAAACAUCUUUUCGUGAAUUCAAUUGCUAGCUCAUUCAUGUCUGAAAUUGCCAAGAAAACCAUUCUGCCACAAAGAAGUAUUGAUGUUGAGGAUUAUGAAUCGAAGACAAACUUAAUCUCUGUGCUGAAAAAAUGUAAUUUACUUAAGUCAAUCACUCUGCCCGGUUCUUAUGUGAGAAAAGUCAUUCAAGAGUUUUACUGCAAUUUGUCUGAGGGUUGCAACAUCCACACUGACCCCUCAUAUCACAAAGUGUUUGUGAGAGGAAAAACUUUUGAUCUGUCCCCUACAAAAAUCAAUCAGUUCUUGAACAUAAAACCCCCAUCCUCUGAAAUCAAUGUGAAUGAAAGACAAGUCUGGACUGAUCUCACAAAUGGUGAGCGUAUCUCUCAAUCCACCAAAUCAAAAGUGCCCUCCUCCAUCCUCAAAAGUUCUUAUGCCAUUCUGUUCAGAGUUGCUGCGUAUCACUGGCUCCCCACUACCCAUAUGAACACAGUUCCACUCUGCAUAGCCACACUCAUUUACAAAAUCAAGCAUGAGAUACCUAAGAAUCUUGGGAAAAUUAUAUUUGACCAGAUCAUGAGCUUUGCCCCUGAAAGGGCCAAACAAAACUCAAAUGGGCUUCCUUAUCCUCUUCUUAUUUUUCAAAUGCUCAAAUCUCAGAAACUUGUAGUUGCAGAUGAAGAAGAACCUGCUCCACCUCUCCUCCAGGUUGAUUUAAGGCACUUUGAACGAAAACACUACAAUGACAUGGCAAUAAGGGAGGAACAGAAGACAGCUCCAGCAGUUCUUCAGUCAGACUUCUCCAAAACAGCUUUCAUCAAAGGAGAAAUUCAGCUGCUGCAAGCGAAAAUUGAAGAAUACAAGAAGCUGAUCAAAGAAGCUGAAAUCAAAAUGAAAAAAUGGGCCAUUGUCCUGUCAUCUCUGGACAUCACUUCAGAUGAAGCUGCUAAAUCAUAGGGGGAGAGGACCAAGCAAGAUGGACCAGAUGAUGCUGCAACACAGGGGGAGCAAAGUGAAGAUGAUGAAGCAACUGAGGAAGGAAAGGAAAGCUCAGAUACAGCGGAUGAUAACCUAGCAAAUGAGGAGUCAGAUUUUGAAGCUGAACUCCACAAGUUUGAUGAUUAAACUCCUCAAUUUUGU